GAGAUAUGGAGAGAGAGAAUGGAGAGUAGUAGUAGUAUACUAGUACUAAGCUUGUACACCAUGAAAAGUAACGAGGUUAAUGAUGAGUGAGUGGUACACUAGUACUACUCUCUAUUACUCCGAAAAAGAAGAGGAGAAAGGGUGGUGUUUGCUGAAAAGAAAGGCAAGAAACAGCAUAUGGGUUCCAGACAGAGCAUUGAAUGAGUUUGAAAUUUCAGCUUGAAUCGAGGGUAAGAAAGACAGAGAUGUGUGAGUGAGACAAAGCACCGAAAUUUUGAAAAUUCGACAGAAAGAGAGAGACACAGGGGCAUGGAGAAAGAGGAAAAAGGUAGAGAGAGGGAUGUGAAAAAGGAAGAAUUUUUAGGAUUAAAGUUGAAACGCGGGAUGUUGGUGGGGAAAAGAGGGGGUAAUACUACUCCUUCGCCUACAUGGAGAUAUGGUGGUUUGACUCAAUCUCAGGCUGCUGAGGGUUCUAGACUUCAAGAUUUCAGCUUUCCCUCCAAUUUCCCUGCCAAAAUUUCUGCCAGACAGCUUGGUGCCAACUUGUGGGAAGUCCAGCCUCAUAUGGAAGUGGUCGAGAUGAGUAAAGCUGCUGCUAGGCCUCUUCUACGUCACAAAAACAAGGUUAAGGACAAGGGCUUUGAGCUUCCCAAGACCCACUUUGAUCAGCCUCCUCAUAGCCCCCAACAUCAGCCACCAACUGAAAGUGAGCUAAAGAAACGUUUUACAAAGGCAUUGAUGCAACACGAUCACUCAGCUGAAAGAAAUGGGCGUGCUUUACCACCAGAGACUCCUGGAAGUAGCAGCUCUAUGGAGAUGACUCCUUAUAGACCGGAUAUCACCCCAACUGGUGCUCUGCACCUUAAAGGUAGACUCAGAGAAUCAAGCUACAACCUCAAGACAUCCACAGAGUUGCUUAAAGUACUCAAUAGGAUUUGGAGCCUUGAAGAACAGCACACUUCAAAUAUUUCAUUGCUAAGAGCAAUGAAGAAGGAACUUGAUCAUGCACAUGCAAAAAUUAAAGAAUUAUUACAGGAGAAGAAAAGACACCGUAGGGAAAUGGAUGAUAUGAUGAGACAGUUGACUGAAGAUAAAUUGAUAAGGAAACAUAAGGAGGAAGAUGAUGUUGAAGAUACUUUCCAGUCUAUGAGAAAAGAAAUUGAAGAUGAAAGAAAAUUGAGAAAGCAUUCAGAAAGCCUUCAUCGUAAGUCAACUCGAGAGUUAGCAGAUGUCAAGUCUUCCUUCUCAAAUGCUGUGAAAGAACUUGAAAGAGAAAGGAAAGCACGGAUACUGCUGGAAGACUUGUGUGAUGAGUUUGCCAAGGGAAUAAGAGAUUACGAACAAGAGAUCCGACUCAUAAAGAAAAGAUCUGACAAGGAUUGGACCUUACAGGAGCAUGCUGAUCGAUUGAUUCUUCACAUUUCUGAGGCUUGGCUUGAUGAACGAAUGCAGAUGAAGCUGGUGGAAACUCGCUCUGGUCUUCCAGAUAAGAGAACAAUUGUGGAUAAGCUAAGCAUAGAAAUUGAAACCUUCCUUCAAACUAAAAAAUCUGUUUCUUCUACAAAUGAUGAUAUGUUGUCAUCAAAGAUGCCUGCUGGAAGUCACUUACGUAGGUAUUCUUUAGAGUCCUUUCACUUGAAUGAGCCUGGAAGUGCUCCUCUGAAUGCGGAUGAAGAAGAUUAUGUUGAUAGUGGUUUAUAUUGUUCUCAAUUGAAAAGAGGUUCAAGUAAGAAAGAGAGCAAUAGCUCCUCCAAGAAACAAAGUGAAAAUGCUCCAGCUGGUCAUCUUGCAAAGAUUGUCAAAUCAAAUCAUAUCAAGAAAAAGCUUCUGUCACAGGAACAUAUGGAUGAUUCUGAUCAUUUACACCCAGAACUACAGUCUAAAGAACAAAGUUUAGGUGAUUUGUCAGGCAACGAGAAUGGGACCCAACCUGUGAACAAGGAACCAGCACCAACAAGGAUGGGGAACCCUGUUGAAAUGAAUGCGGCAAGUGAACCUUGCUUGUCCUGCAAUGCUAAACAACACCAGGAGAAUAAUCAUGCAGAAAAUUCUUUUGAUCCAUCGUUAUUUACUGGUCCUGCCAGCCCAGUGGAAAAGUGGACGUCCAAAGCACAAGCUGCAGAUCUUGAAGCCCCUGAAUCUUCUUCACAGCAUCAAGGUAUUAAAGAAAAUACUUUGAAGGCAAAGCUUCUUGAAGCAAGGCUCGAAAGUCGCCAGUCCCGCUCCAGAGCUUCCAAAGUGCUUUAGUUCAUGAAAAUUUGAAAGGUACAAAUUGAACUUUGACCCUAAAACGUCUCAUCAUCAAUAUUGAGUUCAUCCUUCUUUUAGAUGCAGAUAUUAGACACAGCUCGUACAUUGGUUACUUUGUAACUUUGGGUUUGCGGUGAUGUAAAUGGGAAAUGUAUGUCUUUUAGCAGAUAUGUGAGAAACCUUGUCCACUAAUUAUAAAGUGAUAUGUGGAUCUUAGACAGACCACUUUGGAUAUGGUUCUUUCUGAUAUGUAUGUGCAACUUGUAUCCUUAGAAACGAGCAUAAAAUUUUUACUUCAAGGAACCUUCUAACUUCUAUUGGUUAUUGCUCUUGUGAAGGUUCCUCUUCCUAUAUUUAGGAGAGCAGUAAGGAAUAAUUGUGGAUUUUAUAAUUCCAUUGAAGUUAAUAAAUAUUUACCUUA
Molecule: messenger RNA, 2671 nt
Organism: Coffea eugenioides
Lineage: Eukaryota; Viridiplantae; Streptophyta; Magnoliopsida; Gentianales; Rubiaceae
Exons: 3
Coding region: 310-2247 (645 amino acids)
Source: RefSeq, a predicted model, not a curated record